UUUGCGUGUAUAUUUUUAUGAUUUUCAAUGCAAUAAGCCCCAAUAAGUCAUCAUUUUUAGUAUAAUUAAUAAUAAUUAUUAUAAAAGGUAUAUUUAAUCCAUUUUAUGUAACUAUUUAACUUUUGAGCAAUAGAUAUCCAGAAUAUCCAGAAUCUUUUGAAACAUCUUGAUUUUAAUUUUUUUUGCUUACUGAAUUUAUGGAAUGAAAUAUUGACAACAAUUAAUCGCGUUAAUUUAGCUUUACAGAAGAAAAGUUUAACGAUUGAUAGCGCAACCAAAAUGGUUAAAGGUUUAAUUUUAUCAAUACAAACAAUGCGAAAUGAAGGAAUUGAUAAGGCAAUUGAAUUUGGUCAAAUUAUUGCUAAUGAUCUCGGUGUUAAAGCAAAUUUUUCUGAUAAACGAAAGAGAAAAGUAAAAAAAUUAGAUUUUGAAUUAAUUGAAGAUGAUUUGCAAGUUUUAUCUCAACAGAACGAAUUAAAAAAAGAUAUUUUUGAAGUGUAUGAUCGAAUUCUUACAGAAUUAUAUAAUCGAUUUGAAAAUAUGUCUGAAAUUAAUGAAAAUUUUGGAUUUUUGUAUGGUAGUAGCCUAAUGGACCACUCUAUGGAAUAUAUACAAAAAUGUGCAGCUGACUUAUCUUUAAAAUAUGAAACUGACUUAAAUUCUUCCGAUUUUAUCUCUGAAAUAAAAGAUUUUAAAUGUCAAGCAUUUUCUCUUUUACCUGACUUAAGAGCCGCAACACCAUUAGCCUUACUUCAAUUAAUUACAACAUAUUCUUUACGUGCUGAAUAUCCAAAUAUGGAAACAGCUUUACGCAUAUUCUUGACUUUACCAAUAACUGUGGCGACGUGUGAAAGAUCAUUCAGUAAGUUAAAGCUCAUAAAAAACUAUUUAAGGUCUACAAUGGGACAAGAACGAAUAUCCGAUAUGGCUAUUUUAUCCAUUGAACAUACGUUGGUAAAUACUUUGGAUAUAAACGAACUAAUUGAAGACUUUGCUGGGAAAAAAGCUAGAAAAAUUUCAAUUUAAAUGUUAGUUAUAAGUAAAAGCAAUAACCAAUAUUAUGUAUUUAUAUAUUUACUUAUGCUGUAUUAUAUUAUAUUUUAUUAUAUAUAUAUAUAUUAAUAUUAUACUUAUGAGUGUUAUUAUGUUAAGCUUAUUAUUUUUAAGUGCAUUUAUAUUUUAAAAAGUUAUUGGUUUUAAUAAAAUUAAAAAAAGCUCAUAUAAUUAUAAGGAAAUAACAUUAUUUAAAUAGUAUAUAUAAACAAUAUUCAAUUUUGAGUUUUUAAUAAAUAAAAAAAAAAUAUAUAUAUAAAGGCGCAUUUUUGAGUUUCGCCCCGGGUACAAUAUUUAGUUGCUACGGCACUGGAUAUCCUCUUAUUGUAAAACAGUUUGAAUAGUUUAAUAGUAUAAAUAGAUAAUACCUUAAAAAUAAUUAACGUGUUUUGAAAAUAGUAAAAGUUUUAUUUAUAAAAAAAUAGUCAGGAUUGUAUAUUCUUAAGAUUUUUUAACUUUAGAAUGAAAUACUUAAGAAGAGAAUUGUAUUACAUUUUUAAACCU
This is a messenger RNA of Aphis gossypii (cotton aphid), 1557 nucleotides long. RefSeq names its product zinc finger MYM-type protein 1-like. The transcript has a single exon. Lineage: Eukaryota; Metazoa; Arthropoda; Insecta; Hemiptera; Aphididae. The record is from RefSeq and is a predicted model, not a curated record. Gene Ontology annotation, molecular function: protein dimerization activity. Bases 280 to 1026 code for a protein of 248 amino acids.